Molecule: messenger RNA, 5059 nt
Organism: Macaca mulatta (Rhesus monkey)
Lineage: Eukaryota; Metazoa; Chordata; Mammalia; Primates; Cercopithecidae
Source: RefSeq, a predicted model, not a curated record
CAGCAGGCGCGCGCUGUUUCCGGAAGUUGCGGUUGCCGUCUCGGCUGCUGCUGCCUCAGCUACUGCCGCGGUCGCCGCGGAAUUCGGCGAGUAGAACCGCUGAGGCGAGCGCGGGCCCGUGUGGGGCCGGGGUUCCGGCAACUCUGCAGAAUGGAGAUAAUCAGGAGCAAUUUUAAGAGUAAUCUUCACAAAGUGUACCAGGCCAUAGAGGAGGCCGACUUCUUCGCCAUCGAUGGGGAGUUUUCAGGAAUCAGUGAUGGACCUUCAGUCUCUGCAUUAACAAAUGGUUUUGACACUCCAGAAGAAAGGUAUCAGAAGCUUAAAAAGCAUUCCAUGGACUUUUUGCUAUUUCAGUUUGGCCUUUGCACUUUUAAGUAUGACUACACAGAUUCAAAGUAUAUAACGAAGUCAUUUAACUUCUAUGUUUUCCCGAAACCCUUCAAUAGAUCCUCACCAGAUGUCAAAUUUGUUUGUCAAAGCUCCAGCAUUGACUUUCUAGCAAGCCAGGGAUUUGAUUUUAAUAAAGUUUUUCGCAAUGGAAUUCCAUAUUUAAAUCAGGAAGAAGAAAGACAGUUAAGAGAGCAGUAUGAUGAAAAACGUUCACAGGCGAAUGGUGCAGGAGCUCUGUCCUACGUAUCUCCUAACACUUCAAAAUGUCCUGUCACGAUUCCUGAGGAUCAAAAGAAGUUUAUUGACCAAGUGGUAGAGAAAAUAGAAGAUUUAUUACAAAGUGAAGAAAACAAGAACUUGGAUUUAGAGCCAUGUACCGGGUUCCAAAGAAAACUAAUUUAUCAGACUUUGAGUUGGAAGUAUCCGAAAGGCAUUCAUGUGGAGACUUUAGAAACUGAAAAGAAGGAGCGAUACAUAGUUAUCAGCAAAGUAGAUGAAGAAGAACGCAAAAGAAGAGAGCAGCAGAAACAUGCCAAAGAACAGGAGGAGCUGAAUGAUGCUGUGGGGUUUUCUAGAGUCAUUCAUGCCAUUGCUAAUUCGGGAAAACUUGUUAUUGGACACAAUAUGCUCUUGGACGUCAUGCACACAGUUCAUCAGUUCUACUGCCCUCUGCCUGCGUGCAGCUUUUGCCUCCUCCGUGAAGUUUUUGUUGCCUGCUACCUUGCCCAAGAGGACUUAAGUGAGUUUAAAGAGAUGACAACAUGUGUUUUCCCCAGACUCUUGGAUACUAAAUUGAUGGCCAGCACACAACCUUUUAAGGAUAUCAUUAACAACACAUCCCUUGCGGAAUUGGAAAAGCGUUUAAAAGAGAUACCUUUCAGCCCUCCUAAAGUUGAAAGUGCCGAAGGUUUUCCAAGUUAUGACACAGCCUCUGAACAACUCCACGAGGCAGGCUACGAUGCCUACAUCACAGGGCUGUGCUUCAUCUCCAUGGCCAAUUACCUAGGUUCUUUUCUCAGCCCUCCAAAAAUUCAUGUGUCUGCCAGAUCAAAACUCAUCGAACCUUUUUUUAACAAGUUAUUUCUUAUGAGGGUCAUGGAUAUCCCCUAUCUAAACUUGGAAGGACCAGACUUGCAGCCUAAGCGUGAUCAUGUUCUGCAUGUGACGUUCCCCAAAGAAUGGAAAACCAGCGAUCUUUACCAGCUUUUCAGUGCCUUUGGUAACAUUCAGAUAUCCUGGAUUGAUGACACAUCAGCAUUUGUUUCCCUUAGCCAGCCCGAGCAAGUAAAGAUUGGUCUGGAGGAGACUUCUGUGCUGCUCUACAAGAGAAGGAUGUCGUGAUUAAAGCACAGUCCUCUCUCCAUCCACCUUGCUUGGCUCCCCUUGAGGAAGCAGGAUGAAUAGCUUACCUGAUGAGCAGAAUCUGGAAGAGUCUGACACCCAAGGGCCAUUUGACAAGUGGAUGGGGCCACUGCAUUGAAGAAGGCAGGCCUGGAAACCAGCUGCUGGGGUCUCUUCUGGAAGCUGAGAUUAAGGAAUCAUUUAGAGUUUAGAGGCCACUUGCAGCUGUCAUGAUGGGGUCUUGUGGUCUGAAUUUCUGGAUUUCUGUAGGGAUGGCAUCACCUAUAGGAGGAAGCCCCAUUUGGACCUCACACCCAAGAUCCAUCUCCAGCACAGUCUACCAAGGAGUCCCAUGCUUGAGCGGAACAGGAAGGCGAUGCCGAGUCCUCAUGGGCUCCAUAAGAGGAUGAUAGUCCUCGUUAGAACCAUCAGAGGACGAUACUCCCUACCUGCCAACAAGUACCAGUGGGAGAUAUGGUUGGGCCACUGUCUGAUACUUUAUUGCUGCACCAUCACAUUUGGACUUUGUAAACAGCAGGGAACCUUUUGCACAACCAGGGGAAUGGAUGUGACUCUGAUGACACGAUAAGGAAUUUCUUUCAUAGGGCGCAGCGGGCUCCAAUGUCAGAGGGCUGAGAGACUGGGAGUGGCUGCAGUGUGCCCAGAAGUGGAGCAGUAGCCAGUAGUGACCUAUAGUUAAAGUGUUUUCUAUUCCGUGACUGAUCUGUGAGGGUGUUUAGUUGCUACUGACAUUGUUCGGAUUUUAUGGAAACUACAUUUUCAACUUUGCCACCCAUCUGGGUUACAAAACUUGAAAUGCUCCAGAUGUAACUUUGUGUCUUAAUUCCUUUUCACCAACCAGAAGGUGGUGCUGUCGUGCUGGCAACCAAUCCACCUUUCCAACUUCAAGUAAAACUUACUGAAAUGCUUAUUCAUGCUAAGUAAUGUGGACAGACUUAGCAUUCGGAUUCAACAGUGUAUCUCUCCUGCAGUUGUGCGGAAGCCUUCAGAGUUCAGAGCUGGAGAAGCCUGGCACACGGACCUUGGUUAGGCACUUGCUUAGGGCCAGUUUUGCACCGAGGGUGAAGUGACACUCUUAUAGGAGUCAGGGUGAAGAUGUCUGCUGAGUGCUGCUUGAUCUGUGUCCAGUCUUCCAUGAAACAGUUAAAGAAUUGUGACUAGAGAUGAGAGAAGUCUCUGUAAAGAGAAAACUUUUUUUCCCUCGUUUCUUACGGGGAAAGAUCUGUACCUAGAGGAAAACUCAUGAAUCCAGUUUAUAAGAAAUACUUAUAAAGUAAUCAUUAGUAAUUAUUUAAAGUAAUUAAUUGAAUACUCAACUAGUUGAAGUACCCAAACAAUCUCUCGGGUUAUGUUAGCCACUUGAAGGAAAUAAAAUUUAAAUAAAAUUAUUUUAUUUAAAAAUAAAAUGGUGUUUGAUGUAACCUCUCUGAGUCCUUAGCUCAAGAGGUUAAAGUGGAGAAGAGAAAAUUCAUUUUACCAGGCUGGGGAGAAUUCAGUGAGGUAAUGAAGGUAAAGUUCUCGACAUAGUGCCUGGCAUUAGCUGCUUGGUAAAUGUUCAUUUUCCACCCCCCACAUCACUCUAUUCAGGAAUCCAGACAAUUAAAAUAUCACAAAGUCAAUUUUGUAAAAAAGAUGUAUUGCUGCAUCAUGGAGACUGUGAGUGUAAAGGUCUUGGUGUUUGUAUGUAUGACUGGCUUGCAAAAUGACAGCAUGUCCCUCAGGUAGGGCCAUGUUUGUUGCUCUAAGUGACUUGCAGGUCUUCUCCUGUCUGUACCUUUUAAACGAGACAAAAGCUGCUGGCAGAAUGAUUUUUAGUUGUCUUUCCUUUUCUUUCCCAUGACUUCCUACAGCUGGAUUGCCAUUCUAAUUAAUCUCUUAUCAGUGCAGUCAGGGGUCUCCUUUGGAGCCUCUUGCGGGGGUCCCACUUCAGCAGUUACUAGAGCAGCUUUCUGUUACCGAGGUUAACUUUUGAGUAGGUUCAUAAGGAAUGUGAGGAUUCCAUAGGCACAGGAGAAGUUUGCUGUAAGGUGAAGUUGUACUUGUUAGGGCUAUGGAUUUAUUCUGACACUCAGUUUGGGCAGCUGGUUUGGGCAUGGUUUUAAAAAUACAGUCAGUCCUCAUUAUUCACAGAUUCUGUAUUUGUGAAUUCAGAUAUUCACAUUUUUUGUAACCCACAAUUCAGUUUUCACGUGCUUUUGUGGUCAUCCCCAGGGAUAUGCAGGUUGGGAAAAUUUUGUAUUGCCCAACGUGUGCUCCCAGCCAAAGCUGAAGGAGACCACAUUCUGCCUUCCAGUUUCUGCUCUUGUGCUGUAAACAUGGCUCCUUUUCACAGGCUUUUUGUGCCAGUUUUUUGUUUUGAAUUUUUGUCCUUUUUAUUAGUAAUUUUGCUGUUGAAAAUGACCCCAAAGCGUAGUAUUAGAGGGAUACCCAGUGUUCCUGAAUGCAAGAAGGCUGUGAGGUGCCUUACAGAGAAAAUACGUGUUAGAUGAGCUUUGUUCACACAUGAGUUAUAGUGCUGUUGGCGAUUAGUUCAGUGUUAAUGAAUCAACAAUAUAUUCACUAAGAUGUCUUUAAACAGAAACACACAUAAAACAAGAUAAUAUAUUGAUCGGUUGAUGAAAAUGUGACCAGAAGCUUGUAGGACCCUAAUCUUGUAUUUCCCUAGAAACAAUGACUCAGCAUUUGCUAAUUGAGCUUUCAUGAUAUCAAAAAGAAAAAAAAUUAUGACAGAUUUUGUUUAAAAAUCAUGAUUGGCUUUAUUUGCAGUUCUAGAAUGGGACAACAACUCAUUUUAUAAAAUAGAACGGGUGUUCCAGUGAGCUGGGCAGAGGAGGUUGGUUUUAUAGAUAGAGAAUGGUUGAAGAAAACAGAAACAGAAAACAAAAAGCAGAUUGGUCAUUUCAGAGUUACUUUCCUUGUAAAGGUUAAAGCAGAGGGAACUCAAUUUAUCAUGUCAGGUAAAACUGGCUUGUUUGGAGAUUUAACUAUUUACUCUCAUUUGGAUUCCCCACAAGGUCAGAUAGAGAAAUUAGUUUCAGCUUGAUGACAUGGAACUUUAACAUGAGUGACUCCAUUUCAGUUUGGACUAUUGGGCCUAGUUACAGGAGCUCAGUCCAAACCAUUGACUUCUAUACAUUUUAUUUAACAAAGAAGACUUUAUAGAAUAUAGCUGCAAGACUGGAGUGUUUGUUGCUCUCUGCCUUCCUUUCUUCACCAGGGUGUUUGACCCAACACCGUUAGGAAGAGGAUUUCUGGGCUGUCUACUUUUUAUUUUUUAUUUUUAUUUAUUUAUUUAUUUAUUUAUUUG